Molecule: messenger RNA, 1050 nt
Organism: Purpureocillium takamizusanense
Lineage: Eukaryota; Fungi; Ascomycota; Sordariomycetes; Hypocreales; Ophiocordycipitaceae
Exons: 2
Coding region: 77-790 (237 amino acids)
Source: RefSeq, a predicted model, not a curated record
UUCACAUCAUCUUUGGUCUUAACCUCUCAAUCACACAUCAGCAUUUACCACGUCUUUACUAUCUUACAUUCCUAUCAUGGGUUCGAGCUCUUCCAAGUCCAACCAGGGUGCUGGCUCCGGCGCGAGUCGCCUUGCGCCAGUGCAACAAGGUCAAUCUGGCAGCCCACCGGACUCGUCUCACACUGCAAGAACUCCGAUGAGGCCCGACAUCAGGAGGCAAAUCUUGGAGACCAUACAGGCAUCUCUCCACGACGUGCCGUACGCAAUCAUCGGCGGGACUGCCUUGGCCGAGCACGGCGGCGCGAGCGACGCAUCCGAAGUGGACGUGCUCCUCGGGAAGGGCGUAUCCAAAGCGUCGACCGAGAGCCUGUUGAUGAAGCGCAGCUCUGGUCGCAUGGUGCGACGUGACCACGGAAGAUUCGGAUUUGUCUGGCGGGAUGGAACUGUCUUCCCGAUUCACCUCGUUACCGACGUGGACUUGAUCCUACCACUUGACGUCAACGCCGACACUCAAAUCAUUCGCGGCACUCGCAUCGCGACGCUCGUGUUCAUGCUCAACUCCAAGGCGCACGCAUGGCAGAACCGUGACAGUGAUCGCGAGGCGAAGCGGGAGAGGGACGCCAGAGACAUCGUAUUUUGUCUCAAGCUGCUCCGGGCUCAGCAAGGGGAGCCUGUUGACCCCAAGCGGCUCAACUGGGUCUAUAACAAGAACUUUUGGAACCCGUUCCUCGCGGCGUUCCCUGACACCACGGUCAUGUUCCGGGACGCUGGGCUGAGUUACGAUGGCUGACUUACACGCACGCGUCUGGGUGCCUGCGGUUGACUACCCUGCGCCGCACGCUUUUGGAUGCGGUCCACAGUCGUGGUCGCAUGGGCGGACACUCUGCGUGCGUGGCAGAAUAUAAGGACAUUGUUGAUCGAUGUUAAAGAGCGUGGGAUAGAUUUAGGAGGAAUGGGGCUUUUUGGAUCAUGCUGUUUCGCGGCUUCGCUUUGCGUUGCGGUGUUGGGGCGCCAUAGUACAGAAUAUGCCUUACUUCAAGUUGGUUACCG